AUGACUACUACUACUACUACUACUACUACUACUACUACUACUACUACUACUACUACUACUACUACUACUACUACUACUACUACUACUACUACUACUACUACUACUACUACUACUACUACUACUACUACUACUACUACUACUACUACUACUACUACUACUACUACUACUACUACUACUACUACUACUACUACUACUGUGGUGUAUCCUACUCAUAUUGAUAGAUCUAAAUAG
Messenger RNA from Schistosoma bovis, 231 nucleotides. Lineage: Eukaryota; Metazoa; Platyhelminthes; Trematoda; Strigeidida; Schistosomatidae. The record is from the annotation of a GenBank genome assembly.